AUGAGCACAGACAUGAGCGCAAAGAAGGCGCUCAGCGAAGCGGCCACGGCGGUGGCCAGCAGCUUCCAGCUGCCACAUGCAACUAUCCGGGCACAUCGAUCGGCGACUCGGGGCCACUCCAACCACGGAUGGCUAAACACAUACCACUCCUUCUCGUUUGCCGACUGGUACAACCCCGAGUUCAUGGGGUUCGGGUCGCUGCGGGUGCUCAACGAGGACACGGUGCAGCCGCAGUCAGGCUUCCCGACACAUCCUCACCGCGACUUUGAGAUAUUCUCGUACGUGCUGUCGGGCGAGCUGACGCACCGCGACUCGAUGGUCAAGCGCGGCCAGGAAGCAGCAGCCGGCGGCGACCGGUUUUUCCGGGUGCGGCGCGGCGACGUGCAGUUCACGACGGGUGGCACAGGCAUCGCGCACAGCGAGUUCAACGAGCACGCUGCCGACCCGGUGCACUUUCUCCAGAUCUGGGCGGUGCCAUGGAAACGCGGCCUGCAGCCGACAUACCACAACCAGCAUUUUCCCACCGAGGCCAAACAGGCCGGCGGCGGUACAUUUGUGCCUAUUCUAAGUCCGCUGGCCGCUGGCCCAGACGCUUCGGCAGCCGAGGAGGCUGCGGCCGUGCCAGUACUUCCUGGAACCAUUCCGAUCCACGCCGACUUUGCCAUGGGUGCCGCUCUUGUGGCGCCGUCCAAGACGGCCACCUGGACCGUUGGCCUCGGCGCGGCCGGUGUUGUCACCAAGGCGGCCCGGCGCAAGGUUUUUGUGCAUCUGCCCAAGACAACGACCAACACGGCGCUCGGGCAUGCGGCCAAGAAGCCCGGCGAGGGUGCGCGCAUCCGCAUCGCAGAUCGCGACGAUGCUGGCGCCGUGUUGGACGAGGGCGAUGGCGCAUUUGUGGACCAGCUGGUCGCCGGCGACCAGUUGACGGUCGAGAACAUCGGCACGGCCGAGGCCGAGGUAAUCGUGCUGGACACGGCAUGA
This is a messenger RNA of Grosmannia clavigera kw1407, 981 nucleotides long. Its product is annotated as pirin domain containing protein. The coding region runs from base 1 to 981 and encodes 326 amino acids. The record is from RefSeq and is a predicted model, not a curated record. NCBI's taxonomy places the organism in Eukaryota, Fungi, Ascomycota, Sordariomycetes, Ophiostomatales, Ophiostomataceae. The transcript has a single exon.